This is a messenger RNA of Fonsecaea nubica, 1332 nucleotides long. RefSeq lists its product as hypothetical. Gene Ontology annotation, molecular function: acyl-CoA dehydrogenase activity; flavin adenine dinucleotide binding. The coding region runs from base 1 to 1332 and encodes 443 amino acids. The record is from RefSeq and is a predicted model, not a curated record. The transcript has a single exon. NCBI's taxonomy places the organism in Eukaryota, Fungi, Ascomycota, Eurotiomycetes, Chaetothyriales, Herpotrichiellaceae.
AUGGCUUCUCAGAAGACGGUAACAAAGCUGAUCCAUGGCCUGGCAACAAGGACGAGGGCAGCACCCAUACAAACACCCUACCGCUCCCUUCUACCCCGUUCGUCUUCGGCGGCGUUCUCCACCACCUGUCCCGCCGCUGCUCGCGGGACGGAAUACCUCCAGCUCCACGACCCGGACCUCACAGACUCGCAGCGCACGGUCCGCGAAGCCAUCAGCAAAGUGUGCUCGAAGUUUGGGGACGACUACUGGCUCGCUGUGGACCGCGAGCACCGCUUCCCCACCGAGUUCCAGCAGGCGGUCGCCAAGGAUGGCUGGCUUGGUAUCUGCAUGCCGUCUGAAUAUGGUGGGAGUGACCUGGGGAUCGCAGAGGCUGCCAUCAUGGUGCAGACGAUCGCUGAGUCCGGAGCGGCGUACGCAGGCGCGAGUGCCGUGCACAUGAACAUCUUUGGUCUGGAACCGGUGAGGAAGUUUGGCACUGAGGAGCAAAAGAAGAGGAUGUUGGUGCCGUUGAUCGAAGGGCGGGAGAAGGCGUGUUUUGGCGUCACAGAACCAAACACGGGCUUAGACACCCUGAGGUUACAGUCGAGAGCUGUCCGGGACGGCGAAUACUACCGGCUAAGUGGACAGAAGAUCUGGAUCUCUACAGCGCAGGUGGCAGAGAAGAUCCUCAUUCUUGUGAGAACGACGCCCCUAGAGGAGGUUAAGAAGGCCAGCCAAGGCUUAAGCUUGUUUUACACGGAUCUGGACCGGAAACAGGUCGACGUUCAGGAGAUCCCCAAGAUGGGUAGAGCGGCGGUGGAUUCCAAUAGUCUCUUCUUUGAUGGGUGGAAGGUGCCAAAGGAGGAUUUGAUCGGAGAGGAAGGAAACGGGUUCAAGAUGAUCAUGCACGGCAUGAAUGCUGAGAGAAUAUUGAUUGCAGCUGAGGCACUUGGGACAGGGUUUGCCGCAUUGAGACGAGCCGCCUUGUAUGCCGGGGAGCGAAUCGUGUUUGGUCGGGCCAUAGGGCAGAACCAAGCUAUUCAGCACCCCCUAGCGGAGAGUUGGAUGGAGCUCGAAGCUGCCAGACUCAUGAUCUACCAGGCUGCAAGGAUGUACGACGCAGGAUACGAGGCUGGGGAAUAUGCAAACGCGGCCAAAUACCUAGCCGCCGAGGCAGCCUUCCGGGCCUGUGAGAGAGCCGUCAUGACGCAUGGUGGUAUGGGGUACGCGAAGGAGUAUCAUGUUGAGAGGUAUUUGAGAGAGAUUAUGAUCCCUCGGCUUGCCCCUGUCAGUCGAGAGAUGAUCAAGAACUAUAUCGGCGAAAGGGUUCUCGGACUGCCUAGGUCGUACUGA